GGUCAUAUUUUGUGUUACUAGUUUAGUAAUUUAGUUCAUUCUUGACUUCUUGUAAUUUGUAAAGUUGUAAAUAAACUAGAUGAUAUAAUGAAAUAUCUUUGUUUAACUUGAGCCCUUAAGCUCUGAUUUACUUUUUGUAUCAAGACAUAUAUUUAGAAAAUAUUAAUAUGUAAAUAUACAAAAAACAAAAAUGUUAUAUAUGUACUUACUGUAAUUAGUGAAAGUAACAAACUGCAACAAACUCAUCAUGGGAAAAACUAGCAAAGUUGUUGUUUGCGGAAUGAAAGGAGUGGGUAAAACUGCGAUUUUAGAGCAGCUUAUUUAUGGCUGUGUUAAUUUAAAAUCGUCGUUCUACCCAACAAUUGAAGAUAUAUAUGUUGCUAAUAUUGAGACUGACCGUGGUACUAAAGAACGGGUAUGUUUCUAUGAUACAGCUGGUUUGGAACCACCGCUCACAGGCGAGUUAAAAGGACCUCCACAAUCUCCUACAAUGCAGCUAACAGCUAACCAAGUUCUUCAGAGACACUACCUAGGUUUUGCCGAGGGCUUUGUUAUGGUGUAUGAUACUACAAGACCUGAAUCACUUGAUGUACUUAUGUAUUUAAAAAAGGAUAUUGAUAGAAAUAAAGACAAAAAAGAGGUUGUAAUGCUAGUCAUUGGAAACCGUACAGGGCCAGAUGAUGUGAAUUGCCUUGAAAAUACUUGUUCGAAGGCAUCAAAUUGGUGUUCAAAAGAAAAAAUUCGACACUUUGAAGUAUCGGCCAUGGACCGACCAUCAUUAUAUGAACCAUUCAUAUUUAUGACAACCAAACUUAAUCCGGUACAAAAUAAGACAGCUUUCCCACAACUUAGUACGCUUAGUAAGUUAACACAGAAGAAUAAUAGAAGUGAAGCAAUGUAACAUCUCCUCAAUCUAUGCCCUUUCUGCUAUCAUCCAUAAGGUAUGUUCCUACCACUGGUAAAAACUGAUUUCAAACUUUAUUUUAGUUUUAUUGUUAUUCUUGUUACUACAAAUAAAAUAUAACACAGCGAAGAUAAUUAUGACAAAAACAAAAUUAUUUAUUUAUUUUAUUUCAACAAAGAACUUGUCACCGUUCACCCUAUUACAAUAGGUAUUUACAGUACUACAAUAUAUACAAAAAGGGUAUAGUAAGAAGUAUUAGAUUAAUAUAACAGACUUAUGGCAUCUACUCUGAACUAAUAAAUUAUAAUUUAAUUUAACUAAUUAAUUAUAAUAAAAAUUAUUUUACUUGCAUCGGAAAGAAUUGUUUAUUUUAAUGUAUUUUAUAGUUUAUAUACGAUGUUUGAUGGAAACCUGUCUGAAACCAGUUUUUACCAUUACUAAGAUUUUGUUUAAAAGUUUAUGUGCGAGUUUAAAGUCACGUCACUCAUCAAAGCUUUUUUAAUUAUUUAUAGUCUAUUUUAUGGAGAUCUGGAUUAUUUAAGUCUACAAAUGUACUUAUAAACUGUUAUUGAACAAUACUAUAAGAGAGUGUGAAUGUUAAGCGAAAAA
This is a messenger RNA of Pieris napi, 1513 nucleotides long. It is a transcript of the gene kappaB-Ras, whose product is annotated as NF-kappa-B inhibitor-interacting Ras-like protein. Bases 248 to 901 code for a protein of 217 amino acids. The transcript has 3 exons. Gene Ontology annotation, biological process: canonical NF-kappaB signal transduction. NCBI's taxonomy places the organism in Eukaryota, Metazoa, Arthropoda, Insecta, Lepidoptera, Pieridae. The record is from RefSeq and is a predicted model, not a curated record. Gene Ontology annotation, molecular function: GTPase activity; GTP binding.